AUGACAUCAAAUGAUAUUCGGUUGUAUCGUGUACGUGGUACCCAUUAUAAAUGUGCCCGAGACAUUGGUAUUGCAUGUCGAGAACUAAUAAAAAAACGUAUCGAAAAUGAUCGACUUUAUUUGACACCAAUGUUUAAUUUCGUUCGAACGAUAGAUGGUCUCAAAUUGCAUCAAGGUUUCAUUGAAAUUAUUCGCAAGACGUUUCCAUGGUAUUGGGAUGAAAUUCUUGGUCUGGCCGAUGGUUCCGAAAUUCCAUUGGAACAACUACUUGUGCUUAAUUUCGAAAAUGAAACGCAAACGGCUUAUCGUCUUUAUGAAGCAGAGCAGAUGAAUCAUCAACAAGAAGACGAAGAGAGUGGUGCAAAAGGCUGCAGUACAGUACUUAUCAAUCGACUUGAUACAAAUACUCUUUCAUUAGUACAUAAUGAAGACAACACGGCCGGGCUCUAUGAUACUGGUUAUCUCAUCGAAGCUGAUAUCAAAUCGAGUCCAUAUGAUAAUGGUAGUAGACAUAGUCCGAACGAAAGAUUUAUUGCCUAUUGUUAUGCUGGUGUCAUUCCAGGUAUUGCAUUUGGUGCAAACAUGCAUGGGUUAUUGGUUUCAGGUACAAUAUGUGUUGCUUUAAACUAUCUUAAUCAUUUCAAUCACUAUGAACGAUCUGACGGAUCAAUUGUCGAACGAGAACCACUUCUAUGGAGUCGAUAUCGUGCUCGACGUGCACUUGAAAUCGGUGAAAUACAUACUGUUAAAGAUGCACUAUAUCUAUUGGGCGAUAGAGUCGAUGAAAAGUAUCCGAUCUUCUUCAUAGGUGGAACCACCGAGAUCAAUUUGGCAACACUUUGCACGGCUCAUUUUAACUUUCAUACUCGUCAGCUUAGCAUCUACCGAAAUAAUCCAAAAGACAAUAGUGAACCACAGUUAAUAUUUAAUCUUGAUGAUUUAUUAAAAAAUGAAUUCAUUACCAACAUAUGA
Rotaria sp. Silwood1 is the source of this 972-nucleotide messenger RNA. Lineage: Eukaryota; Metazoa; Rotifera; Eurotatoria; Philodinida; Philodinidae. The record is from the annotation of a GenBank genome assembly.